Molecule: messenger RNA, 4689 nt
Organism: Closterium sp. Naga37s-1
Lineage: Eukaryota; Viridiplantae; Streptophyta; Zygnematophyceae; Desmidiales; Closteriaceae
Source: the annotation of a GenBank genome assembly
AUGAUUCAGGGAAACCCUAAGAUUCUCCUGGCGGCCAGUCCCGUGUUUCAAGGCCGGUACACGGAUAAGAGCCUACCGUUCGAGCUCGUUCCGGUACUGACACGUGGCGGCGAAGUCUCCGUGCAGAUUCGCGUGCGCGUCGAUGAUCGCACGAGCUUCACAGCGAAGGGAUCGUCUAGGACGAGGAAGGAGGCAGAGCGGCAGUGCGCCAUCGACACGUGCUUCCAUCUCAAGGACCUAGAUCUACUACGCCUGCCUGAAGAAGCGGCCCCUCCUCUUGCUGUUAUCUCAGGCAGUGGACCCGGAUCAAGUGGAAGGGGAGGAGGGGGAGGCGGAGGAGGAGGAGGGGGAGGAGGGGGAGGGAGCAGUGGCGGGCUGUUGUCUGUGUGGGCGGAGAACCCGAAGAACUUUCUGCAGCACUGUCCGGUGUUCAAGGACUGGAUCGUCCACAAGGGAGGCAAGCUCAACAUCCGCGUCUCCUCUGCAGGCCCCGACCAUGGCAAGGUGUCCUACGCGGAACUCGAUGUGCCAUUGGGAAGGAAGGAACUGCAGUGUGGCGUGUUCUACGCAGAGCUCGAUGUGCCGUUGGGGAGGGGGGGCGGGAAGACCCACUGUGUUCUACGCGGAACUCGAUGUGCCGUUGGGGAGGGGGGGCGGCGCGCGGGUGUGGGUGGCGAGGGGGAGGGGGCGCAACAAGGCGGACGUGGAGAGGAACUGCUGUGUAGCGUAUAUUCUGCUCUUCUCCCCUCUGUACUCACGCGGUUGCCCUUUCUGUUGUACCUCCCGCCCACUGUCCCCCCUCCCUCCGUCCUCUACUUUCCUCCCGCUUCCCCUUCCCUCUCCCCCUCAUCCCCCCAUCCGUCCCCCUCCCAGGUGUUCCACGCAGAGCUCGAUGUGCCGUUGGGGAGGGGGGGCGGCGCGCAGGUGUGGGUGGCGAGGGGGAGGGGGCGCAACAAGGCGGACGCGGAGAGGAACUGCUGUGUGGCUGCCUGUGAGCGCCUGCACGAGCUGGGGCUGCUCAAGGCGCCCUCCUCCUCCAACCUUGCUGUCCUGGGAGGGCAGAGCGGUGGUGGAGGCAUGCUGGCGAAGGAUCAGGGACAGACCCCACGCCUCUCCCUCAAUCCAUCUGACAUCGCCCUUCUAGAGGACGUCCUCUCCGAGUUCCACUCCAGCCUGCCCAAGCCACCGUCUCUCCCUCCUCCCUCCCACUCGCCUCCUCUCCCCUCCCACCCUCCCGACUCCACCACCCAAGGCAAUGGCUUGCUUCCCCGCCCUCACUCCACAGGCACUCUCCAUUCCUCCUCCUCCUCGCUCCCGUACCCCUCUGGUUCUGCCUCUAAAGCAGCAGCAGCAGCAGGAGGAGCAGCAGCUGCAGCGGCAGCGGCAGCAGCAGCAAUGGAUGUAUCUGGGCCGUACCCGAGGGAUCCUUACCUGGAUGAACGGUUCAGAUUGGCUGCUGAGAGGAAGAGUGCGGCAAGGGAGAUGGGGGACAGGUGGAGGGCGAGGGAGAGGCUACCAGCGUGGAAGGAGAGGGAUGCAGUGGUGCGCAUGGUGCAGGGGAAUCCAGUGUCACUCAUUGUUGGGGAGACUGGCUGUGGCAAGACCACCCAGGUCCCUCAGUUUAUUCUUGAAGAUUCGGAGCGAAACGGCACCGCUAGCAGCACGCACAUUAUAGUCACUCAGCCUCGCAGAAUUGCAGCGUUGAGUGUGGCAGAGCGUGUGGCGUGGGAGAGGGGCGAGGCGUUGGGGGACAGUGUGGGGUACCGCAUUCGGCUGGACAGCAAGCCACCCAGGGCUAGAGGCAGCAUCCUCUUCUGCACUGUCGGCAUCCUGCUGCGGCGAAUGCAGAGUCCGGAGGGCAUGGAGGGGGUGAGCCACGUGAUAGUGGACGAGGUGCAUGAGCGGGACAUGGACACCGACUUCCUCCUCAUCGUGCUCAAGCAGAUGCUCUCCUCCCCCACCGUGCCCUCUCGUAUCCGUGUGGUCAUCAUGAGCGCCACCAUCGAUGCCGAUCUCUUCACCUCCUACUUCCACCACUGCCCCAUGCUCGCCAUCCCGGGGUUCAUCCACCCGGUCUCCGUCUAUUCUCUGGACGAUCUACCCUCCCUCAUGGGCCGCCACUUGCCCUCUGUGGUGCGCCAAGCUCUGCACCCCAAGUACGGCUGCGCUGAUGAGGACGAGCUCGAUGCUGAGCUGGCGGCGAGGGUGGUGGCAUGGGUGGAUGAUGAGUAUGCGAGGGAGGAUGGGUCGAUUCUCUGCUUCCUGCCUGGGUGGGACACGAUAGCAGAAGCCAAGCGCCAGCUGCAGUUCCUCCCGGGGUCAUACCGCUUCCACAUCGUCAUGCUGCACUCGCAGGUGCCACCAGCGGAACAGAGAGCAGCGUUUGACCGCCCUCCAGAGGGAAAGCGCAAGGUGAUUCUAUCGACCAACAUAGCGGAGACGAGUGUGACAAUAGACGACGUGGUGUUUGUGGUGGAUGGCGGCAAGUCCAAGGAGAAGUACUUCGAGCCCGCCCGGAACAUCUCCUCCAUGCGCGUGCAGUGGGCGUCCAAGGCGAGUGUGAAGCAGAGGCAGGGCCGAGCUGGUCGCGUGCGCCCAGGGAAAUGCUUCCGCCUCUUCACUCGUGCGGUGUACGAGGCUAUGGCGCCCAACUCUGUUCCUGAGAUGCAGCGCGUCCCUCUGGAGGAGAUCAGCCUGCAAAUCAAACCCCUUCCCCUCGCAGCGGCCAUCACUUCCCACCCCUCCACCACCGGCCACAGAAGCACCAACAUCGGUCUCUUCCUAGCCAAGGCCCUCUCUCCCCCCGAUCCCUUUGCCGUUCGCCACGCGAUCGAGAAUCUCCAGAGGCUAGGCGCGUUGGAUGAAGAUGAAGAGCUCACAGCCCUUGGAUCGACCCUCAGCCGGCUCGCCGUGCACCCUCGGAUCGGCAAGAUGCUUGUAUAUGGGUCUCUGCUGCACUGCCUCUCUCCUCUCCUCUCCGUCGCUGCGGCUGCCUCGCUCUCCCGGGACCCGUUCCUGUCACCCAUCACCAACCGCAACGCCGCCGAUGCUGCGCGCCGAGCCUUCGCGACAGGCUCGGCGGCGGGGAGCGACCAUCUAGCCGUGGUGAUGGCGCAUGAGGGGUGGAUGAGAGCAAACGCAGAGGGACGGGCGAUGGGGUACUGUGAUGAAAACUUUUUAGCGCCGUCCGGGAUGCGGCUUAUGCUGGGGCUGAAGAUGCAGAUAGAGAGGAUGCUGUGGGGGGCUGGGUUGGCACAAUUAGGGGAGUCUCUAGAUGCUGAUCUGCCGCCUAAGGCUCAGGCGCAGGGUGGUGCUCCAAGGGGCAUGGUGGGGCAGGGGAAAGAGGGGGGUGGAGGAGGAAGAGGGAUGGAGAGAGGGUUUGGCACUGGUGGUGUUGCUGCUGCUGCUUCUGCUGCUGCUGCUGGUGAUGCUGCUGCUGGUGAUGCUGCUGAUGGUGCUGCUGCUGCUGCUGGUGGGCUAUUGUCACUGAGUGGUAGGCCUGACAUCCGUCAUGUGACUCGCAUUGAUGCUCGCUCUGGCUCCACUCAGCUGAGUGAUUCCAGAGUGGCAGACGAGCGAAUGGACGAGCAGAUGGACGGCCGAGAUUACCCGUCUGGUUCCGACAGAGCCAAUGCGGCUCCAUCCGAGCCACACAUCGAUGACACCGACGAGUCAUCUCUCUUUAUCGCUCGCUCCGUGCUGGUUGCUGGCCUCUCUCCCCAUGUAGCCCGCUCCGACAUGCUCCCAGAAGCCCGAGGCGGCGCCGGUUCCGGCAGCAGCAGCAGCGGGAAGCAGAAGGUCCGGCUGAGGUUCGGGUUCCGAACCUCGGAGGGUCGGGUGUGGAUCCACCCGACAGGGGUGAUUCCGCAGCAGGGCAAGGCAUUGGACGAUGGGGGGGUGCAUUUCCUGACCUUCAACGAGCGUGUGCAGACCUCUCAGGUGUUUAUCCGUGGAUGCACCCUCAUCCCUGCUCUCUCUAUCGUCCUCUUUGGAGGUCCUAUCCAGCUUGCCCCUGCCCCAGCUCCCUUUCUACCCUUGGGUGGGUUUGGUCCUUCCGCGUUGGCGUCUCAGCCGGUUCUGCUCGUUGUGGACCGUUGGAUCGAGUUUGUGGUGGAUCGGCACGUGGGAGAGCUGCUGGUGCAGCUGCGGGCGGUGCUGGAUUCGAUUCUGGGGAGAUGGGUGGCAGGAGGGCCGCGGCCGGCCAAUGAGAGGCGAGUGGUGGGGUGUGCCGUGAGGCUGCUGGAGCAAGCAGGGAGAGCAGCCGUUCGGGAGACGGAAAAUGCAGAGAAAACCUCUGCUGCUGCCGCUGGUGCUGCUGCUGGUGCCGGUGCUUUUGGUGGUGCUGCUGGUGCGGGUGGUUUUGGUGGCGUUGCUGUUGGUGGUGUUGCUGGUGGUCCAGUUGGUGCCAUGGGAUUGGUUGGUGGCAUGACAUCAGCGGCUGCUGGUGCUUUUGCAGGUAGGGUGAUUGAUGACGGUGAUCGAUGGAUGUCAGGAGGUGGUGCUGGUGGUGGGGAUGGGAGGGGAGGUGGUGGUGGCGUGGGAGGGGACUGGAGCAAGGAUGGCAAGGACUCUUCUGCCGACCUCAAGGCUAAGGUCACGUGGACUUGCCGUGAUUGCGACCGCAGCUCCCAUGGGUGUGCAACUGCAAUCACCCAUGGGGUCAUCACACACAGCAGACCAAUGUCCUGA